Messenger RNA from Zingiber officinale, 2187 nucleotides. RefSeq lists its product as uncharacterized. The coding region runs from base 1 to 2187 and encodes 728 amino acids. The record is from RefSeq and is a predicted model, not a curated record. NCBI's taxonomy places the organism in Eukaryota, Viridiplantae, Streptophyta, Magnoliopsida, Zingiberales, Zingiberaceae. The transcript is spliced from 2 exons. Gene Ontology annotation, molecular function: zinc ion binding; nucleic acid binding.
AUGGAGUACAACGCUGAAUUCUGUAGAUUGGCUGAGUUUUGCCCUCAUUUGGUGGCACAGGAUUAUGACCGGAUGCAGCAGUUCACCCAGGGUUUAGCAGCAUAUAUUCGGCUCAGGAUGUCAAGAUUUCCAGGUAGCUCCUACCGAGAAGUUUUGGAUCGUGCACUGUUUAUCGAGAUGACUCAGCAGCAGGUAAAUCAGGAGAAAGGCCAUGAUAAGCAGUCGUCACAAAAGAGAGGGAACAAAGGUCAGAGUUCACAGGCUACCACGGGAGGAUCUUCUCGGCCGCAGAAGUCAGGACGGACAUCUGAUGGAACAUCUCGUCCUCCUCAGCAUGGUUGGAGGAAAGAUAGAACGGGAUCCAGAUGUUACCAGUGUGGCUCAAAGAACCAUACCAAAUUUCAUUGCCCCUUGGAUCAUCCCAUUUGUUAUUAUUGCAAACAACCAGGGCAUGAGAGUCGGGAUUGUACGUUGAAGGCACAGUUGGAGGCUACUAAGGGUACAUCACAGGGGGGACAGCCCUCACAGAUGCGACCACAGAAAGGAUCACAGAAGAGUCAAGGUGCUCCACGUCAGCAGCGACCACCGUCUUCUCAGGGACAGAUAUAUCAUAUUCAAGGUCAGGAACCAGCGACUACACAGUAUUCUGCUGCGACGUCUUCUCAUCAGGCCCUUAUAGUACAGCCAGAUUUUCAUCCACCUCAGCUUUAUCCAGCAUAUCAGCCUCAGACUCAGUAUCAGCAGCCGGUUCCCGCACCUACGAUGCCAGCGCAGACCACUUCAGGGAUACCACAGCCGAGCUCAGAGGUGGGUCGUGUUUAUGCUGUUACACGGGAGGAGGCACAGCGAGCUGAGGGAUCGGUUUUCCGAGGUACUAUUUCAGUUUAUACAUUUACUGCAGAUUUGUUGAUAGAUACUGGUAGUUCCCAUUCAUUCAUAUCUCGGGUAUUUCUGGGUAAAAUCGGGAGAUUGCCUAGUCGUCGGACACAUGGGCUGACAAUAUCUCUACCAUCUGGCGAGGUACUAAGUAUUAGUCUGGAAGUCAAAGGAUGUCCUUUAGACUUCAAUGGUCAGACUAUUAUGGUGGAUCUGCAGGUAUUAGAGAUGGUGGAAUUUGAUAUUAUAUUAGGCAUGGAUUGGUUGGCCAUGAACCAUGCCACAGUCGAUUGCGGAGCUAGAGUAGUCACUUUCCGACCUCCCGGUCUACCAUGUUGGGUAUUCUUUGGAACCAAAAGUGAUGGGAUAGCAGUCAUAUCAGCAAUGCAAGCGAGGAGAUUGUUGGCACAAGGUUGUCAGGGAUAUUUGCUGUCCAUGGUUAAAGCUGGUUCAGAUGCAUUACCACAGCUCUCGGAUGUUGCUAUCGUCCGAGAAUUUCCAGAUGUGUUCCCUGACGGAUUCCCCGGUUUGCCUCCUAAAAGGCAAGUCGAGUUUACGAUUGAGUUGGUUCCGAGAACUGCACCGGUAUCCAAGACCCCCUAUCGCAUGGCACCCAAGGAGUUAGAGGAGCUGAAGACUCAGUUGCAGGAGCUGUUGGACAGAGGAUUUAUCCGUCCCAGUGUUUCUCCGUGGGGAGCACCAGUACUCUUCGUUAAGAAGAAAGAUGGAUCACUGAGAUUAUGUAUUGAUUACCGACAGUUAAAUGCGGUCACUAUCAAGAACAAAUAUCCACUGCCACGUAUAGAGGAUUUAUUUGAUCAGCUGAAGGAUACCUGUGUAUAUUCAAAGAUUGAUUUGCGCUCAGGCUAUCAUCAGCUCAGGGUUGGAGAUGCGGACAUUCCGAAGACAGCAUUUCGCACUCGUUAUGGUCAUUACGAGUUCUUGGUAAUGCCAUUUGGUCUUACCAAUGCCCCAGCAGUGUUUAUGGAUCUGAUGAACAGAGUGUUCCUUGAGUACUUAGAUCAGUUCGUCAUUGUGUUCAUCGACGAUAUUCUGAUAUAUUCCCGAUCUGAGGAGGAACACAGGCGACAUCUUCGCAUAGUUUUGGAGACGCUACGGCGAGAACAGCUCUAUGCGAAGUUUAGUAAAUGCGCCUUUUGGCUACCUUCGGUGGGUUUUCUUGGACACGUUGUCUCCAGCAGAGGUAUAUAUGUAGAUCCACAGAAGAUUGAGGCCAUCACUAGUUGGGAGCAGCCGAAGACACAUAGCCUUGCCAUUGACACGAUUGACCCGGAAGGGAGAGAAGUUUAG